Messenger RNA from Brugia malayi, 1092 nucleotides. RefSeq names its product Yip1 domain containing protein. Gene Ontology annotation, biological process: vesicle-mediated transport. The transcript is spliced from 8 exons. The record is from RefSeq and is a predicted model, not a curated record. Bases 1 to 1092 code for a protein of 363 amino acids. Gene Ontology annotation, molecular function: small GTPase binding. Lineage: Eukaryota; Metazoa; Nematoda; Chromadorea; Rhabditida; Onchocercidae. Gene Ontology annotation, cellular component: Golgi apparatus; membrane.
AUGAUUCUAAGUUUUGUUAAAUUUAUUAUAGUUUCAGUUAUAGCAGAUCAUAUGAAUAAUUUACAGUUUCAAGAUUUUGGACCAAGCACGGUUAAUCCAAAUAAUGAUCCUCGACCUCCGGGUGAACUUGGAGAUCAGUCCUAUCUGUUCACUUCUGGUGGAACAAGUAGUCGAAAUAAUACAAGAGAAAACAAGAAUUUUUUUUCAUUCGAAUUUUAUCAGCAGUACUUUGAUGUUGACACUGAUCAAGUAUUGUCAAGAAUUUUGUACAGUAUGUUUCCACAAUUUGGGUCAAAUUUUAUCACUGAUCACAUCCAACCGCUUCCAGAUUUAUGGGGGCCCUUCUGGAUAUCCGUUACUUUGGUAUUUUCUACAGCUAUUUGCGGUAAUCUUGCAAAAUAUAUUCAAACAUCAGGCGCUAGUACAGGUUAUCAAUAUGGAAGUGACUUUAGAUUAGUUACUGGUGCUUCAACAAUUAUUUUUUGCUAUGUCGUAUUGGUACCAUUCAUUCUUUAUUCCUUGUUUUGGUAUCGCAAAUCAUAUUUGCAAUAUUCAUAUUUGGAUAUACUUUGCGCUUAUGGCUACAGUCUAUCAGUCUUUGUUCCUGUAUCGAUUCUCUGGGUUUUACAAGCACAGUGGUUUCGUUGGCUGCUUAUAAUUUUAUCAGUUGCAGUAAGUGGUUCAGUGCUUGCAAACAGUAUAUGGCCUGCCAUUAAAAAUGAUCACAAUAAAGCAAUUGCUUUGGGAACAAUACUUAUCGUUUUGCUGUUGCAUUCAUUAGUUGCAGUUGGCUUUAAAGAGUAUUAUUUCGACGCAUCCUUACCAAGCAAACUUGAGACCGAGAAUUUUCACCUGUUACAUCAACAAGUUCAAAAUAUUGAGCAUUCACAUGCACGUUUGGAAGUUAGUUCUGUGGUGAACAAUUUAACGGCGUCAAAUGAAGAAAAAGUAUCUCAGAUCAAAAUGGAGAAGUUGGACGAAAACAGCGAAAAUAUUAAAAAGAAGGAAGAUGAUGCUGGAAUAGAAAAUAUGAAGCAACUUAAUGCCACUGUAGCUCCAAAAGUUGUGGCAAAACUUUCGAAAUCUAUUUAG